Messenger RNA from Rangifer tarandus platyrhynchus (Svalbard reindeer), 2127 nucleotides. NCBI's taxonomy places the organism in Eukaryota, Metazoa, Chordata, Mammalia, Artiodactyla, Cervidae. The record is from the annotation of a GenBank genome assembly.
AUGAGUCCUGCGGAUGCCCUUGAUGAUGAAAAUACAUUUAAAAUCUUGGUUGCAACCGAUAUUCAUCUGGGUUUUAUGGAAAAAGAUGCUGUGAGAGGAAAUGAUACAUUUGUAACACUUGAUGAAAUUUUAAGACUUGCCCAGGAAAAUGAUGUGGAUUUUAUUUUGUUAGGUGGUGAUCUCUUUCAUGAAAAUAAACCUUCAAGAAAAACAUUGCAUGCCUGCCUCGAGUUAUUAAGAAAAUAUUGUAUGGGGGAUCGUCCUGUACAGUUUGAAAUUCUCAGCGACCAGUCAGUUAACUUUGGUUUUAGUAAGUUUCCAUGGGUGAACUACCAAGAUGGCAAUCUCAACAUUUCAAUUCCAGUGUUUAGUAUUCAUGGCAAUCAUGAUGAUCCCACAGGGGCAGAUGCACUCUGCGCCCUGGAUAUUUUAAGUUGUGCUGGAUUUGUCAAUCACUUUGGACGUUCAAUGUCUGUGGAGAAGAUAGACAUUAGUCCAGUUUUGCUUCAAAAAGGAAGCACAAAAAUUGCUCUAUAUGGCUUAGGAUCCAUUCCAGAUGAAAGGCUCUAUCAAAUGUUUGUCAACAAAAAAGUAACAAUGUUGAGACCGAAAGAAGAUGAGAACUCUUGGUUUAACUUAUUUGUGAUUCAUCAGAACAGGAGUAAACACGGAAGUACCAACUUCAUUCCAGAGCAGUUUUUGGAUGACUUCAUCGAUCUUGUUAUCUGGGGCCAUGAACAUGAGUGUAAAAUAGCUCCAACCAAAAAUGAACAACAGCUCUUCUACGUGUCACAGCCUGGAAGUUCAGUGGUCACUUCUCUUUCCCCAGGAGAAGCUGUAAAGAAACACAUUGGUUUGCUGCGUAUUAAAGGAAGGAAGAUGAAUAUGCAGAAAAUUCCUCUCCGCACAGUGAGGCAGUUUUUCAUGGAUGAUGUUGUUCUGGCUGAUCAUCCAGACAUUUUUAACCCAGAUAAUCCUAAAGUAACCCAAGUCAUACAGAACUUCUGCUUGGAGAAGGUUGAAGAAAUGCUUGAAAAUGCAGAACGGGAACGUCUGGGAAAUUCUCGACAGCCAGAGAAACCUCUUAUACGACUGCGAGUGGACUAUAGUGGAGGCUUUGAACCGUUCAGUGUUCUUCGCUUUAGCCAGAAAUUUGUGGAUCGGGUAGCUAAUCCAAAAGAUGUUAUCCAUUUUUUCAGGCACAGAGAACAAAAGGAAAACACGGGAGAAGAGAUCAACUUUGGCAAGUUCAUCUCAAAACCCUCAGAAGGAACAACACUUAGGGUUGAAGACCUUGUAAAACAGUAUUUUCAAACUGCAGAGAAGAACGUACAGCUCUCACUUCUAACAGAAAGGGGAAUGGGUGAAGCAGUACAAGAAUUUGUGGACAAGGAAGAAAAAGAUGCCAUAGAGGAAUUAGUGAAAUAUCAGUUGGAAAAAACACAGCGAUUUCUUAAAGAACGUCAUAUUGAUGCCCUAGAAGAUAAAAUCGAUGAAGAGGUACGUCGUUUCAGAGAAAGCAGACAAAAUAAUACGAAUGAAGAAGAUGAUGAAGUUCGAGAGGCCAUGAGUAGGGCCAGAGCCCUCAGAUCUCAGUCAGAGGACGCUGCUUCCGCCUUGACUGCUGAAGACCUUAUGAGUAUAGAUUUGGCAGAACAGAUGGCUGAUGACUCUGACGAUAGCAUCAUAGCAGCAGCCAACAAAGGAAGAGGCCGGGGAAGAGGCCAAAGAGGAGGAAGAGGGCAGAAUUCAGUGUCGAGAAGGGGGUCACAGAGAGGAAGAGCAGGCACUAGUCUGGAGAUUUCUACUCAAGGCAGAGGUUCAAAGGCCACUACAUCAACGUCUAGAAAUAUGUCUAUUAUAGAUGCCUUUAAAUCUACAAGACAGCAGCCCUCCCGAAAUGUUGCUACUAAAAAUUAUACCAAGGUGAUUGAGGUGGAUGAGUCAGAUACCGAAGAAGACAUUUUUCUGACCACUUUCAAAACUGAUCAAAGAGGCUCGAGCACUUCAUCAUCAAGCAAACCCAUGUCCCAGAGCCAGAUCGCCAAAGGGGUCGACUUUGAAUCAGAUGAGGACGAUGACGAUCCUUUUAUGAACCUUAGUUGUUUAAGAAGAAACAGAAGAUAA